Messenger RNA from Fusarium subglutinans, 1290 nucleotides. RefSeq names its product esterase. The record is from RefSeq and is a predicted model, not a curated record. The coding region runs from base 1 to 1290 and encodes 429 amino acids. The transcript is spliced from 4 exons. Lineage: Eukaryota; Fungi; Ascomycota; Sordariomycetes; Hypocreales; Nectriaceae. Gene Ontology annotation, molecular function: hydrolase activity.
AUGGUGACCCAAACUGUAAACCCCCCGACCGUUGAUGGUUACCGUGAUUCAGACGAUGAGUUCAGCUCAGAUGAUCAAGUGUUUCACGUUGAUGAGCGCUCUGGACGGUCUUGGCCAACCAAGAUUCUCCAUAAUGUUAUCCAGCCUAUCAAACCAAAACUGGUAGAGAUUGGAAAGGUUUCAUCUGCUGAUCCUACGCGAUGCAAGCCUUCCAGGGGAGCGAGGAAGAGAUGUGAUGUUCAAGAGAACAAGGUUGAGGGAAUUUGGACCUAUGAUAUGACUCCGAAGACUUCUGAUGGAGAAAAGAGGUCCUAUGCCAGGAGGAUAUUGUAUUUUGCGGGAGGCGGAUGGCAAGCCCCUCCCAGUGGCCAACAUUGGACUUUCUGCGCAGAGAUGAUAAACCGCCUGCAGGAUACUAGACUUACACUCGUCUCGUAUCCCCUAGCACCCAAAGAUCCCGUUCAAGACGCGUUCCCAGCCAUCUGCAAGACCUACAAUGUCUUGUUGAAGCAAUCAUCUGACCUUGGAGAGAGGGUGAUCGUUGCAGGAGAUAGCUCAGGAGGCAACAUCGCCCUAUGUCUGGUGACUUGGACAAUGAGAGAUCAGGAUGUACAAGCCGUUCGACCUCCAUCUGCAAUCCUCGCAAUCACUGCCACUACUGAUCUACGUCAUAAUCAUCCCGACAUCAAAGAGGUGGACAAGUUUGAUCCAAUCCUGAGCGAGUCCUCUAUCAACGAAACCGCCGGUGCAUGGGCUCCCGGUCACACAGACGUAAGUCAACAAAACGGUACAAACGCCAGAGGCACAAACAGGAAUGAAACACUCGACUGGUCCGCCAAUGAUCCCCGAGUUUCACCCAUCCAUGCCGACCUGGGUGUCUGCGUCAGGAACCACGUCAAGAUCCAUGGAUUUACCACUGGUAUUUCCAACAUGACCAGUUUGGAUGAACACAAACGCCCGUUGCCAUCCCACCCUGUUCAUCUUCGUCAUCUCAAACGUACCACCCUCCUCUAUUCACACAAUUCCCCCAACACUACCCAUCACCACUCUACACCAACAGAUUCAUCAUCAGCUCGCCUUUGUAACCCCAAUAUGCCUGGUAGGGACCCCGGGAUAUCUUAUGACUCUUCCCCUGACCCCAAACAAAUGGCUGGUGUCCUGUGCCCUAAGUGCACUACGACUGAGAAGGAAGUUUGGGUCAUUCCUGGCCACUCCUGUCCCUAUUGCGGCAACGUGAUUCGUGUCUCUAAGAACUCGACGAUCUCGACUUUCAAUAUGGUCGAGCGAUAG